AUGAAUCAAUAAGAAUAUAUGAAUAGAAUCUUUUAAACCUAGUUAGCCAAUUCAACUUUUUUAAUCUGUCUUUAAUAAUAACCCUAAUUGUUUUAAUACAGUAUUAUUUAAUAUAUAAACCUAUUAGUAGUACCUUAAUAUUUUUAUGGAGACAUUGCUUAAUAAAAUGCAGGGAUAACAUGUGUUUAAUAUAGUAGCAAUUAAAAUGAAACUAAAAUUAAGGAAUAAUAAAAUUAAAGCAACUUACAAUAAGCUUAAGUCUUAGGAGAGCCUUUAUAUAUAAAAAAUGAAACAGAACGAGAAAUAAGUGAGAAUAAAUAUAAUGGUAUAAAAAAUCUAUUCAAUUUAUUCUAUAGGUCAUUGGACUAAAGAGGAACAUGAAUUAUAUCUUGAAUUCGUUGAUAGUCAUUAUGAUAUAUUGAAGUCAAAAUAUGAUAAAAAAUCUAAAAAGAUUUUUAAAAUGAUGAGCUAAUAUAUACCAUCACGAACUCCUACAUAAUGUAGAUCUCAUCAUUAAAAAUUUAAUCCUCUACAAUAAAAUAAGAGAAAGAAAAGGUUUAAGUUAGAAAAAUAUUGA
Paramecium sonneborni is the source of this 577-nucleotide messenger RNA. The record is from the annotation of a GenBank genome assembly. Lineage: Eukaryota; Ciliophora; Oligohymenophorea; Peniculida; Parameciidae.